CUUUCACAUUUUCCGUUCUCGUCACUGAUUUCGCAGGGAAGAGGAAGAAGACGAAAAAGAGGGUGGCUUGACACGAAAAAUUCAGCGAGAUGAGUAGGAACGAUUCCAAGUACUUCUCCACCACCAAGAAGGGUGAAAUUCCUGAGCUCAAAGAGGAGCUCAAUUCCCAGUACAAGGAUAAAAGGAAAGAUGCAGUGAAAAAAGUGAUUGCUGCUAUGACUGUUGGGAAGGAUGUUUCAUCAUUGUUUACUGAUGUGGUUAAUUGCAUGCAAACAGAAAAUUUGGAGUUAAAAAAGCUGGUCUACUUAUAUCUGAUAAAUUAUGCAAAAAGUCAACCUGACCUAGCAAUACUUGCAGUGAAUACAUUUGUGAAGGAUUCACAAGAUCCAAAUCCUCUAAUUCGGGCUCUGGCUGUGCGGACAAUGGGAUGCAUACGUGUUGAUAAAAUUACUGAGUAUCUGUGUGAUCCCCUUCAAAGAUGCCUAAAAGAUGAUGAUCCCUAUGUCCGUAAGACAGCAGCUAUUUGUGUUGCCAAACUUUAUGACAUAAAUGCUGAGUUAGUCGAGGAUCGAGGUUUCUUGGAGUCCUUGAAGGAUUUGAUAUCUGAUAAUAAUCCAAUGGUCGUAGCCAAUGCUGUUGCAGCACUUGCUGAAAUACAGGAAAAUAGUAGUAGACCCAUCUUUGAAAUUACUAGUCACACACUCUCCAAGCUCCUCACUGCUUUAAAUGAAUGUACUGAGUGGGGUCAAGUUUUCAUAUUGGAUGCUCUUUCUCGAUACAAGGCAGCUGAUGCACGUGAGGCAGAGAACAUAGUAGAACGGGUUACCCCACGGCUGCAGCACGCCAAUUGUGCAGUUGUAUUAUCGGCUGUUAAGAUGAUCCUUCAACAAAUGGAGCUCAUCUCCAGUACUGAUGUGGUUCGGAAUCUUUGCAAAAAGAUGGCUCCUCCUCUUGUGACUCUACUGUCUGCUGAACCUGAGAUACAAUAUGUUGCCCUGCGAAACAUCAAUCUCAUAGUACAAAGAAGACCAACAAUUCUGGCUCAUGAAAUAAAGGUGUUUUUCUGCAAGUACAAUGACCCAAUCUAUGUGAAAAUGGAGAAGUUAGAAAUUAUGAUAAAACUUGCUUCAGACCGAAAUAUAGAUCAGGUUUUAUUGGAAUUUAAGGAAUAUGCUACAGAAGUUGAUGUAGAUUUUGUUAGAAAGGCUGUUCGAGCAAUUGGUCGUUGUGCCAUCAAGUUAGAGAGAGCAGCUGAACGAUGCAUUAGUGUUUUGCUUGAGUUGAUCAAGAUAAAAGUAAAUUAUGUGGUUCAAGAGGCAAUCAUUGUUAUCAAAGACAUCUUUAGAAGAUACCCUAAUACAUAUGAGUCCAUUAUUGCAACACUUUGUGAGAGCUUGGAUACCUUGGAUGAGCCAGAGGCCAAGGCAUCAAUGAUUUGGAUAAUUGGUGAAUAUGCAGAAAGAAUUGAUAACGCUGAUGAGCUUCUUGAAAGUUUUUUGGAGAGUUUCCCAGAAGAGCCUGCACAAGUCCAAUUACAAUUGCUGACCGCUACUGUUAAACUUUUCCUUAAGAAGCCAACUGAGGGUCCUCAGCAGAUGAUUCAGGUUGUCUUGAACAAUGCAACUGUGGAGACGGAUAAUCCUGAUUUGAGAGAUCGUGCAUAUAUAUAUUGGCGUCUCCUAUCAACUGAUCCUGAGGCAGCUAAGGAUGUUGUGUUAGCUGAGAAGCCUGUGAUAACUGAUGACUCAAACCAGCUUGAUUCUUCUCUUCUUGAUGAGCUUCUGGCCAACAUUGCUACAUUGUCUUCUGUGUAUCACAAGCCCCCGGAGGCAUUUGUAAUCCGUGGGGUGUCAUCAGCUCAAAGAGCUGAAGACGAAGACUAUCCUGAGGGGAGUGAAGCAGGAUAUUCUGAGUCACAUCAUACUGAUGGCCCUGUUUCACCACCUACUGCCAGGCAAGCACCUGUGUCCUCUGCACCCGUGGCAGCUUCUCCCGCAGCUGCACCUGUGCCAGAUUUACUUGGUGAUUUGAUGGGCAUGGAUAACAAUUCCAUCGUUCCUCUUGAUCAACCAGUUACUCCUGCUGGGCCUCCAUUGCCUGUUUUACUACCUGCUUCAACUGGUCAAGGUUUACAAAUCAGUGCACGGCUGACAAAAAGGGACGGGCAAGUUUUUUACAGCUUGCUGUUUGAGAACAACUCUCAGAUUCCUCUUGAUGGAUUUAUGAUACAAUUCAACAAGAACACAUUUGGUCUUGCAGCUGCAGGACCCCUUCAGGUUCCAUUGUUGCAACCUGGAACAUCUGCAAGGACACUGUUGCCUAUGGUCAUGUUUCAGAAUAUGUCCCAAGGUCCUCCUAGCUCGCUUUUGCAGGUUGCUGUAAAAAACAAUCAACAACCUGUGUGGUAUUUUAAUGACAAAAUCUCAUUGCACACAUUCUUUACUGAGGAUGGAAAAAUGGAACGUGCUGCCUUUCUAGAGACAUGGAGGUCCCUUCCGGAUUCAAACGAGGUUUCCAAGGACUUCCCCAACCUAGUGAUUGGCAGUGUAGAAGCAACACUGGAACAUCUGGCAGCAACAAACAUGUUCUUUAUUGCAAAACGCAAAAAUGCAAACCAGGAUGUCUUUUACUUCUCAACAAAAAUCCCCAGAGGCAUACCAUUCUUGAUUGAACUUACCACGGCAGUCGGAAACCCUGGUGUGAAAUGUGCAGCCAAGACUCCCAGCCCUGAAAUGUCAGGGCUUCUCUUCGAGGCCAUUGAGACUCUUCUCCGGGGUUAAUUCUUUUUAAUUCAUAUGCUUUUCCUUUUGAAUUUAGAUUUUGUGUUUAUAUGUUCUUCUUAGCGUCCGCAAUAGAUACCUUAAACUGGUGUGUUGUUACCUUUUCUUUUCUUAAAGAAUCAUCACCCAGUGAGUGACCUUUUCUGCUGCCCCAACCUGUAUCUGCCAUUUUGCCAUAUUGGGAUUUUGAGAACUAAAAUAUUGUUUGUACUCUUUGUGGGCAGCGUUUUGAGAAAGGUUCUGUGACUGUAAGUUCUUGACUUUUUUUUUUUUUUUUGUACAAUGAUUACUUGGUGCUGUUAUUAUAUUGCA
Molecule: messenger RNA, 3092 nt
Organism: Prosopis cineraria
Lineage: Eukaryota; Viridiplantae; Streptophyta; Magnoliopsida; Fabales; Fabaceae
Product: beta-adaptin-like protein B
Exons: 15
Coding region: 90-2780 (896 amino acids)
Biological process (GO): intracellular protein transport; vesicle-mediated transport
Cellular component (GO): membrane coat; clathrin adaptor complex
Molecular function (GO): clathrin binding
Source: RefSeq, a predicted model, not a curated record